AUGAAGAGCAGCGCAACUGUCAAAUGCUCAUCCUUUGCAUUGGCGUGGUGGGCAGCAAAGACGCUGGCAGCCUUUCAAGGCUGCCUUGGGUUGGUUCGCAAGUGCAACCAGUUGCAUGGUCUAACUGGAUUGCAGAGCUCCGGAGGACUGUGGAAGCUGCCAGGGGGUGGAACGGAGCGCAGCUGGGAUGCUGCCGUUGACAAGAUUGGGGCAAAGGGGACAAAUGAAAGCGUGCCUAGACUUGCAGACCUGCCGCAAUGCCAGGACAAGAUCUUGGCUCAUGAUAGCAAUGCGCAGAUGAGAGCAUUCCCGUUCCUGAGGAUGCUCUUUCUGUGCAGGCGGGAGCACGAGUUUGCAGUGAGAGACAAGGGCGCCUCCUUUGACAUUCUCUACCCGAGCAUCGGACGGGCGUCACUGUCCUCCUCCUCCUCCAGGCAAACGGCCCCGCUGGCAAAGCUCCUUGAAUUGCCCGCGUUCAUGGUCCAUGCUUGUCUGGGCAUGCUGCAGCGCAUCCAGUGGGACCUACUCAAUCAAGAGAGGGAUUGGGCACUGCGCUUUGAGGAAGAGACCACAACGGUCGAGCUCACGGUCGACAUUCGUAGCAAGCGCAUCUACUCGGUAGAGGACAAGGAUCAGCCCUGUCAAGGCUGUAUUGCAAAGCAAAAGACUUGCUUGCGGCCUACAAAAGAUUUCCCCUUGCUGUACGCUGGUUAUCAAUGCCUAGAGUGCCACAUAAGCAAGCGACCAUGCACGACCACUUCAGCAGACGGAACACUUUUUCAGUCAACAAAUCAGGAGUUUAAAAACGGCAAGCCCAUUGUCAUGUUAAAUUUGUGCAACAAGCUUGGGAAGACAGCAGACGAGCUGAGGGACGUGAAGGCUGCAAAUGCUGGUGCAGAGGAGGCUUCCAGGCAAGAGCUAGCCAAGGUGGCACUUUGUCAACACAAGUUGGCAGCACUGAUCAAUGUCAAUAGAGAGAGGAUUGUUGCGGGGCUACUGUUGCAGCAGAGUACAACUUGA
Ceraceosorus guamensis is the source of this 1020-nucleotide messenger RNA. RefSeq lists its product as hypothetical. The transcript is spliced from 2 exons. The record is from RefSeq and is a predicted model, not a curated record. NCBI's taxonomy places the organism in Eukaryota, Fungi, Basidiomycota, Exobasidiomycetes, Ceraceosorales, Ceraceosoraceae. The coding region runs from base 1 to 1020 and encodes 339 amino acids.